This is a messenger RNA of Megalops cyprinoides (Indo-Pacific tarpon), 5073 nucleotides long. RefSeq names its product bromodomain-containing protein 4-like. NCBI's taxonomy places the organism in Eukaryota, Metazoa, Chordata, Actinopteri, Elopiformes, Megalopidae. The record is from RefSeq and is a predicted model, not a curated record. Gene Ontology annotation, biological process: chromatin remodeling; positive regulation of transcription elongation by RNA polymerase II. Gene Ontology annotation, cellular component: nucleus; chromatin.
UGUGUGUGGAGGAACCGCCUGGCCCUGUGUGCGAGUGUGCGUGCGAGAGAGAGCGAAAGAAAGAGCUCUCCCUGUGGAUCUACGCCGAGGCCUCCUCUCUCUCUCUCUCUCCCUCUCUCUCUCCCCCGCUUCCUCUCGUUCUCGCUCUCCCUCCGCGGGCCGCGGGGGGCAGGAUGGACCCGCCGAGGGGCGAGAGUGCGCGGCCAGGGCCGGCGCGCGGCUGAGGGGGGGGAGGGGGCCGCAGAAUGGAGAGCGGAUCCCGCUGCUCGCCGGGCCAGGGCCUCUCCCGUCGCCGCGUCCCUGCCUGAUCUCUCCGAGCCGUGGGGCUUCAAGCGCGCGUGUGUAUGUGUGUGUGUUCCUUGACAAGCGGAGUGGAUUUGCCCUGCGUCUGGAUUGUGGCCGGCAGAGUGGAGCCGUGGAUCUGUUAGCCUGCGCCGGGGUUAGGAACGGAACACAGAGUGCUUCCCUCCUCCCUUCUUGGAUUUUCUCCUCUGUUUUUUUUUUUGGUUGCCUUUUUUUGGUCUUGGGAGAUUAACUCUUAAAUGGAUUACAAAAUGCACUCCAAGUCCAACGAUUUGCUGGAUUUUCAGACCCUAGACGCCCUCCUGGAAAAAAUCGCACACUACUCGGUCACUGUGAAAAGAGACCCCAGCGAGGAGUGCAAUGGGAUCACUGGUGCUCUCCCAGUGGAGUCUGCACCGGGGUCGAGACUGAGCGACUGGGGUCCUGCUGCCCCUCCCCCCGCCCCCGCCCCCGCGCCCCGCCCCGCCAGCAUGGGCGACGGCCUGGACGCCACUCAGAUGUCGGGCGGAAGCAGCAGCCAGGGGCACCCCUCCACCCAGCCCCCCGCCUUCAACCCCCCUCCCCCCGAGACCGCCGACCCCGCCCGGCCCAAACGGCAGACCAAUCAGCUGCAGUACCUGCUGAAGGUGGUGCUGAAGACGCUGUGGAAGCACCAGUUCUCCUGGCCCUUCCAGCAGCCUGUCGACGCCGUCAAGCUCAACCUGCCUGACUAUUACAAGAUCAUUAAGUGUCCUAUGGACAUGGGAACAAUCAAGAAGCGGCUGGAGAACAGCUACUACUGGAACGCCCAAGAAUGUAUUCAAGACUUCAACACCAUGUUCACCAACUGCUACAUCUACAACAAGCCUGGAGACGACAUCGUCUUAAUGGCGGAGGCUCUGGAGAAGAUGUUCCUGCAGAAGAUUUCCGAGAUGCCCCAGGAAGAGACCGAGAUCACGGUCAUGACGGGAAAGGGCCGCGGCCGGGGCCGCCGAGACGUAGGUCUGAACUCGAAGCCGGGCUCCGCCCAGGAUUCUCCGUCCACACCCCCCACCACGCGGGGCCUGACGUCCCCGGCCCCAGGGCCGCAGACACGGGGCCCAGUGCAGGGGCCCCCAACCCUGGCCCCCCCUCCCGCCAUGCAGGCCCUGCCACGCCUGCCACCCACACAGCCCUCCCACGCGCCCCACCUGGGGCCCCCCUUCUCCAUGGGGCCCCUGGACUGCAUCACCCAGAGCCCCAUCAUGACCUCUGUGCCCCCCCAGACGCAGACCCCUACCGUGCCCAUGCUGCCGAGCGUGGCCCCCCCAGUCAAAAGGAAGAGCCAGAAGCGGAAAGCGGACACGACCACGCCCACGGCCAACGACCAGCUGAGCGAGUCGUCGCCGGCGGCGUCCGAGUCGAAGUCGGGGAAGACCCUGCCGAGGCGCGAGAGCAGCCGCCCCGCCAAGCAGCCCAAGAAGGAGGCGCCCGACUCCCAGCACCACCUGCCGCUGGGCGGGGCCGGCGGCGGCGCGGGCGGGGCGCGCAGCCCCAAGCAGCAGGAGCAGCUGCGCUACUGCGCAGGCAUCGUCAAGGAGAUGUUCGCCAAGAAGCACGCAGCGUACGCCUGGCCCUUCUACAAGCCCGUGGACGUAAAGGCGCUCGGCCUGCACGACUACCAUGACAUCAUCAAGCACCCCAUGGACCUCAGCACAAUCAAGGUAAAGCUGGAGAGCAGGCAGUACCGGGAUCCGCAGGAGUUCGCUGCAGACGUGCGGUUAAUGUUCUCCAACUGCUACAAGUACAACCCCCCCGACCACGACGUGGUGGCCAUGGCACGCAAGCUGCAGGACGUUUUCGAGAUGCGCUUUGCCAAGAUGCCGGACGAGCCCGAGGAGGCGACUGCCCCCGCCCCCUCCCCGGCGCUGCUCCCCGCCCCCGUGAAGAUGCAGCCGCCCCCCGCCCUGCCCUCCUCCUCAGACAGCUCCAGCGACUCCUCCUCCGAGUCGGACUCCUCCACGGACGACCCCGAGGAGGAGAGGGCACAGAGACUGGCAGAACUGCAGGAGCAGCUGAAGGCUGUGCACGAGCAGCUGGCCGCUCUGUCUCAGCCCCAAACCAGCCGACCAAAGAAGAAGGAGAAGGAGAAGAAGGAGAAGAAGCAGAAGAAGAAGGUGGGGGGCAUGCCGGCGCUGGUGGAGCAGGUCCAGGAGCCCCCGCCUCAGGCCCUCAGGAAGAGCAAGAGCACCAAGGAGGCCGCGCCCAAGAAGACCAAGAAGCCCAGCAAGAAAGAGGGUGUGAAGAACAGCCGGUCGGCGGCGCCCCCCGCCCCGGCCCCGCCCACGCUGGCCCCCACAGCCUCGCUGGACUCGGAGGAGGAGUCUGGGCCGGGCGGGGGCGUGGCGGCGGGCGCAGGGGCGGGAGAUAAGUGCAAGCCCAUGUCCUAUGAGGAGAAGCGGCAGCUGAGUCUGGACAUCAACAAGCUGCCGGGCGACAAGCUGGGCCGCGUGGUGCACAUCAUCCAGUCCCGCGAGCCCUCGCUGAAGAACUCCAACCCCGACGAGAUCGAGAUCGACUUCGAGACGCUCAAACCCUCCACCCUGCGCGAGCUCGAGAGAUACGUCUCCUCCUGCCUACGCAAGAAGAAGAAGCUGCCGGUGGCAGAGAAAACGAUGGAGGUGAUGAAGAUGAAGACGGGCUCUUCGUCAGACUCGGGCAGCAGCAGUGAGUCCAGCUCCUCUGACAGCGAGGACUCCGAGACGGGCAUGGCUCAGAAGCAGAAGAAGAAGGGUCACUCCGGGAAGGAGGGGAAGAAGCCGCACCACCAGCCGAUGGGAGGGGGCGCCCCCCAGGCCCUGGCCCCGCCUCCACCCCAGGUGCCUGUGGUGCAACCCGCCCCGCAGCUGAAGCAGCACCCCUCCCCACCAGCCUACGCGCCCCCUCCGGUCACGCUGGAGGCCUCCCAGCUGCUGGGGGGCGGCCUGGACCCCCUGCCCCACUUCAGCCAGCCACUCAUGCACCUGUCCCACCAGCACAGCGAGCCCUCCCCGCCCCCGCCCGCGCCCCCGCACCUCAACGCCCACCCGCCCAUGGAGACCCACCCCUUCCUCAACCAGCGCACCGUCAUGCCCUCUCCAGCGCUCCACAACGCCAUGCCCCAGCAGCCCUCUCGCCCCAGUAACCGUGCCGCCCCCCUCCCUCCCAAACCCCCGCAGCCACCCGCCCAGCCGGCCCCCCCUCCCCAGCAGCAGCAGCAGCACCUGCCCCCCCACGUCCUGCACCCUCCGCAGCCCCCCCUGCAGGCCCCGCCCCCGCAGCAGCCCCCGCGGCCCCGCAUUCCCUCCCCCGCCCCGCUGGCCCCGCUGGGGCUGCUAUCGGCGCAGCCGCCCCAGGCCCUGCUGGAGGACGACGAGGAGCCCGCCGGCCUGCCCCUCAGCCAGGUGCAGCUGUACCUGCAGCACCUGCAGGGCCGCCAGCCCGCGCCGCCGCCCCCCCCCCAGCCCCAGCCGCCGGCCCCGCUCCUGCAGUCUGUGCAGGUGCAACAGCAGCCGCCGCCUCCGCAGCCGUCUGCGCAGACCCUGCAGCAGCAGCAGACGGCUGCGCAGACCCCCCAGUCGCAGACCUCUCAGCAGCAGCAGCAGAGACACCUGCAGCACAUGCAGCAGCUGUCCUACCCGCAGGGCCCCACGCAGCCCCCGCAGACGCAGCCCACGCAGACGCAGCCCCCGCAGACGCACAAGGCACCGCCCCCCCAGGCCAAGCAGCAGCUGAUCCAGCAACACCACCACCCAUCUCCACGGCAACACAAGCCUGACCCCUACAGCGCCGGACACGUGAGGGAGAACCCCUCCCCUCUGAUGAUGCAUUCCCCCCAGAUGCCCCUGUACCCCCCCACAGGCCACCAGUCCCCCCCACACAGCUUGCAGCAGCCCAAGAAACCUGAGCAGCGGCCCCCCCCAUCCCAUGGAGGGAUGAAAGAGGAGAAGCUGCCCCCAUCCCCGGUGAUCCGGGGGGAGCCCUUCAGCCCCCCACUGCGGCAGGAGCCGCCCCAGAAACACCCCGACAGCAAGCCCCUCCAGCCGGGCCCGGGCCCACAAAGGUCGGACAUGAAGCCCAUGGAGAGCUCUCGGCCUGUGAUCCGCUCCUCUGAGCCGGGCGCCCUGCCCCCAUCCCUGCAGGACAAGGACAAACUCAAACAGGAGCCCAAGACCCCCAUCGCCCCCAAGAAGGAUGUGAAGCUGAAGAACAUGGGUCCGUGGGCCAGCCUUGCGCAGAAGUCGGCGUCCGCGCCCUCGUCCACGCUGAAGUCGUCGAGCGACAGCUUCGAGCAGUUCCGCCGCGCCGCCCGCGAGAAGGAGGAGCGGGAGAAGGCCCUGAAGGCCCAGGCGGAGCAGGCCGAGAAAGAGCGCCUCCGCAGGGAGCAGGAGAAGCUGCGCCGAGAGGAGGAAGAGGCCCUGGAGCCGAGCCGCAGGCAGCAGGAAGAGUCACGCAGGCGGCAGGAGCAGCAGCAGCAGCAGCAGCAGCAGGUGCAGACUGUGCAGACGCAGCCCCCGCAGGCGGCGCAGGCGCAGCCGGCCCCGGACGCACAGCCGCCGCAGCCUCCCAGCCAGCCGCCCUCCAGCACCCAGAGCGCACUCGACCAGCAGAGGGAGCUAGCACGCCGCCGUGAGCAGGAGAGGAGGAGGAGAGAGGCGAUGGCUGCCACCAUAGACAUGAACUUCCAGAGUGACCUGAUGGCCAUCUUUGAGGAGAACCUGUUUUGAACCUGAACAGAGGGAGUAAAAUGCAGAAUAAAAAAAAAAACAACUU